This is a messenger RNA of Arvicola amphibius (Eurasian water vole), 5249 nucleotides long. RefSeq names its product carboxypeptidase M (gene Cpm). Bases 100 to 1431 code for a protein of 443 amino acids. Gene Ontology annotation, cellular component: cell surface. The transcript has 9 exons. The record is from RefSeq and is a predicted model, not a curated record. NCBI's taxonomy places the organism in Eukaryota, Metazoa, Chordata, Mammalia, Rodentia, Cricetidae. Gene Ontology annotation, biological process: proteolysis. Gene Ontology annotation, molecular function: metallocarboxypeptidase activity; zinc ion binding.
UGGGCGUGUCGUCCCGGGAACGCCCCUCUGGCCGGGCUAUAAUUCCCCCCGAGCUCCCGGCGGCAGCCGGCGGGCGGAGACGCGCGCCUGGCAGCGGACAUGGACCUCGCGGUCCUGUGGCUGGGGCUUCUUCUGCCGGUCGUGACCGCCCUGGAUUUCCGAUACCACCACCAGGAAGAGAUGGAGGCGUUCCUAAAGAGCGUUGCUCAGAACUACAGUUCGAUCACGCACUUGCACAGCAUCGGGAAAUCUGUGAGAGGUAGAAACCUGUGGGUUCUCGUUGUGGGGCAGUCUCCAAAGGAACACAGAGUUGGGAUUCCAGAAUUCAAAUAUGUGGCUAAUAUGCAUGGGGAUGAGACUGUGGGGCGAGAAUUGCUGCUCCACCUGAUCGACUAUCUGGUGAGAAGUCACGGGAACGAUGCCGACAUCACACAUCUGAUCAACAGCACUAGGAUCCACAUCAUGCCUUCCAUGAACCCAGAUGGAUUUGAAGCCGUCAAGAAGCCCGACUGUUACUACAGUAAUGGGAGGGAAAAUUUCAACCAUUAUGACCUGAACAGAAACUUCCCUGAUGCCUUUGAAAGUAAUAACGUGUCAAAGCAGCCGGAGACACUGGCAGUCAUGAAGUGGCUGAAAACCGAGACGUUUGUCCUCUCUGCGAAUCUCCAUGGGGGCGCCCUGGUGGCCAGUUACCCCUUCGAUAAUGGCGUGCAAGCUACGGGGGCGCUGUUGUCCCGAAGUCUAACUCCAGAUGAUGACGUUUUUCAACACCUCGCAUACACCUAUGCUUCCCGGAAUCCCAAUAUGACUAAAGGAGAUCAGUGUAAAAACAAGCGGCACUUCCCCAACGGCAUCACUAACGGGUACUCCUGGUAUCCACUGCAAGGUGGAAUGCAGGAUUACAACUACAUUUGGGCCCAGUGUUUUGAGAUCACGUUGGAGCUGUCGUGCUGCAAAUACCCUCGAGAAGAGAAGCUGCCAUUGUUUUGGGAUGAUAACAGAGCCUCGUUGAUCGAAUAUAUAAGACAGGUGCACCUAGGUAUAAAGGGUCAAGUGUUUGAUCAGAGUAGAAAUCCAUUGCCAAAUGUAAUCGUGGAAGUCCAAGACAGAAAACAUAUCUGCCCGUUUCGAACCAACAAACUUGGAGAGUACUACCUGCUUCUCUUGCCGGGGUCCUACGUCAUCAACGUAACAGUCCCUGGACAUGACCCACACCUCACAAAGCUGACCAUUCCAAGGAAAUCCCAGACCUUCAGCGCUCUUAGAAAGGAUUUUCACCUCCCGUUGCGAGGGCGUCUGGAUCCCAACCUCGUAUCAGAGCCUUCGUGCCCGACGAUUCCUCUGUACAAACUAAGGCCAAACCGCUCGGCGGCAACAAAGCCUAGUUUGUUCCUGUUCUUCGUGACUCUUUGCUACAUAUUUUUCAAAUAAAGUAAACUGUGAAACUCAAGCCCCAUCACCGCCUAGAAUCAGGGAUUGGUUACUCCAGGUUAGGGCAACUGUCCCUCUUGUGAGACCGCAGUGGGAUAAACUCCACUGUUUUCCCCAAGAGGAAGAAAACGGGAUGUUUCCAAGCUCAGCGGUGACAAAGGCGAUCCUCAGUCUGGACGAAUGGAGGCCGCUGCCUCGCAAGAGCCGCCCACAUACACACCACCCAGACGGAGUCCCGGAAAUCUGUAAGAAACUGGAGAAGCAAAACAGACAUCCCUAGAAGGAAAAAAAAAAAAGUUAAGUUUUGUACACAGAAACCCAAAUGGAUGGACACUUCUGGUUACCCACGAUGUGCGACCUUGCCAUGGUGCCAUUUGUAAAGAGCUGGUACUACGUAUAAACGGUUCUCCCCAAAGGAAGAAAUUUCUAGAUAACAGAACUAAGGACGUCUACUCUUCCGGUGUUCUAAGAGGAAAAGAGAGGAAAUGGGCAAACAUGCCUGAUGUGUGUGUAGAGCAGAACACAUGAGGUGGCCCCUGCCUCCUUGCACCGCAGUCCUGUUAAGAUGACAUCAUCGAGUCCCAGAUGCAUGGCAAGCUGCUCACUAGACACAGCCGCCUGGGUACAACCCGUGGGAACCUCACCUCAUCACUGAAAGCUGCUGUACGGAUCCAUCCCAUCCUCUCCCUCACUGCUGACCCAGCUUCACGGUCUCUUGCUCCUGGAUAUCUCUUUGCCAGGUCCAUCUUCCACACAGCACUGGAGGAGGGUGCCACACCUUGUUUCCCAUUCAGUAAAACUGCAUUCCAGGCAUCACCAUCACCCGGAAGCCUUGCCAUUCCUAGCGCGUGUAGUUCCGGGCCUCCGGACCCUUCGAACGCGCUGUCUACUUCAUGCUGGCCUUCUCUAGGACGGCAUGAGCUCUCUGAAGCCAGGAUCUGCUUGUUGGAAAAGUCCGCUCCUGUAUCCUCAGAGCCUAGCACAAAAUAGGAAAUAAAUGGUUGGGGGAGGUGUUUCAGCCAGCUGCUACAGACCUUACUAGAACUGUAGCAAUUUGAGCAGUUUUAUGAAAUUAAGUUUUAUGUUUUGCAACAUCCAGCUCACUAGUGUGUACACACACACACAUACAAACACACACAGAGGGAGGGAGAGAGAGAGAGAGAGAGAGAGAGAGAGAGAGAGAGAGAGAGAGAGAGAGAGAGAGAGAGAGAGAGAGGAGAGAGGAGAGAGGAGAGAGGAGAGAGGAGAGAGGAGAGAGACUUUUCGUGGAUACGUCAGGAAAACAUUCCAGAGAUAUGCGAGUAAGCACACUGUAAGGGCUGCUGAGAGGGCGAUUGCUCGCUGUUAGCCGCACUGCGCACUGCCUUCUAGACCAGAAAGAAAAAAAUUCAUACAAUCAGUUUGAAGUAGAAAUGCCACCUGUGAAAGUAAAUUUAUGCUAACUCAUUGCAAGAAUUAAGAGAUUCCCAGCACUCAGGAUCAGGAGACAGAGGCAGGGGGAUCUCUGAAUUCCAGGCCAGCAGGGCUACACAGCAAGAGACACUGUCUCAAAAAUAGAUAAGUAGAUAAAUAAGAAUAAAGCUCAAACAGAAAAACCAAGCAGCAACUCUGGUGUGCAGGUUCCUGGAUGCUGUGCAUCUUCCAUGGCAACUGCAUCACCCGGUGAAACCUCGCGGGGCUUGGCACAUGGGGAAGGCUUGAGACUCUAACAGACUGAAGAGACAUGUGCGCAUCUGAUGCCUUUUCUUGGUGCCAAACUUAUUCUAUAUUUUAAUAUCAAUAGUAUUUGUAGUUUUUAACCACUUCAAAAUUUGAAAAUAGCAUGAAUAUCUGGAAAGCACAUAUUAAUACUUCAGAAAGUGGUUUGGUAUAGUACAUUUAAAGUAGAGAAGACUAAGCCAGGUGUGGUAGCUGAUGCCUGUAAUCCCAGCUCUUGGGAAGAAAGUCAAGACGAGCCUGGACUGUAAGUGAGACCCAUCUUAGAAAGACAAAAAUAAUUAAAUUUGUAAGCGCAGACUUGGUUUGCAAUGUGGUCAGGGUGGCUCUAAAUGCAGACACCCUUUCCCUGGGAAGUUUUUAAAAAAAAUGAGCUAUUUUCUGAAUGGGCUCAUGGGCCUAAUAGAAAACUUAUUACCGAAAUAACUUGCACACAGAUGUGUCUUAUUGGAGACUGGCCCAGGCCUUGGCGCACGCGGGGAAAGUGAUCUGAGCCACAGCUACUUUUUUGUUCUGUUACUUUCUGUUUUGACACAGGGUCUCAUUAGAUUGUGUAGGCUGGACUUGGAACUCAUCGUAAUCCAAGUUGGCAUUGAAUUCAAUCUGCCUGCCUCAGCCUCCGGAGCAGCUAUUACCACGAUGUCUUUCUUAAGAUGAUAUUUAAAUCAGAAAUCUGUAUCAAAACCCAGCAUAGUCAGUUAAACAGGGUGAGGAGGUGUAGCUUGGUGACAGUGUGCCUAGCAUAUACGAAGUCUUGGGUCCAGUCUCCACUAAGUACUCCCACCCUCAAGACAAAACAUGACCGUGAAAUUAUUCUCUGGUCUGGGUCCUCAGAUCUCCCCAGCGCCUGUCCCUGUGUGUCCUCUAGCCUGGUGGAUGCGCUUUGAGAUUCCCAGUUCAGGUGUAACCCUUGUACAGAGAAGUCAGAGCAGGGUGAUGGAGACCCAUGCUCCACCGCACUCCUGACACAGACCACAUUUCGGUGCUCCUCCAGGGAGAGAAAGCACAGCUAGCAUUUGGGUGAGAAACUACUCUGAAGGCAGUACACCCACCUUAUUAAAGGUGAGCUGAAAACUGAAAUACUGGUUAGCAAGAACCUUGUUAUUUUAAAGGAAACUUUUACAAGUUCACCUGUGUGCCUAUUGAAACAGAUGGGUGAAAUUGCAGCACUCGGGAGGCAGAGGCAGGUGGGUCUCUUGAGUUUAAGGCCAUCCUGGUCUACAUAGUCCCAGGAUAGUCAGAGCUACUUAAGAGAGACCCUGCCACACACACACGAAGAUGGGUGAAAGGUGGGGGUGUCUAGAGAAACACAAGCUGGUGCUUUUCACCCAAUAAACUGCUGAGUGACUCGGACAUGUCUGGCCUCCUCUCCACUUCUCAAUGUCUUUCAAGAAUCAAUGCCAUGCUUUGUUCCGGAAGCGAACUUGUACGUGUAAUUGGUCUCUAAAAAUGGUGCACACCAGCUCUACUUUCCGACAUAUGAACUGAUGCUGGGUGCAGUCGGUUUCCUGGAGCGUGUACAGGUCCGCAUGGCAGCAGCAGGUUGAGAAGACAAGCUAAUGGCUGUUUGAGAGCUCACGUCUGCCUGCCUGUGGCCUGGGUGUGUGGGGGCGGUGGCCAGAUUAGGUAAGGAACACUGUGCUCUGGGUACCCUACAACAGAGUUCACAUGCCCGGGCUUACUCUAGACUUAUGUCACUAAUAAGCAGAUACUGUACUGUGUUACAGACCAUUUUAUAUUUUAGCACACAGGCCACCCCACAGCCCUUAGCGGCUUCUUGCUGUUCUUUUAUUACAAGCAUCUCAGUGAUUCUUAGCAUUAAAAGACCAGUAGCAAGAUGCUCAAAUUGAACCGGGUGGUGGUGGCUCACACCUUUAAUCCCAGCACUUGGGAGGCAAAGGCAGACAGAUCUCCAGGAGUUCAAGGCCAGUCUGGUCUACAGAGCUAGUUCCAGGACAGCCAGUGCUACAAAGAGAAAAAUGUGUCUUGGAAAACAAAAAAUUAAAAAAAAAAAAUGCUCAGAUUGUCUAAGAUUGUAACAUUUGCUGUGGAGGGGCCAUGACUACCUCUGAGCUUAUUAAAUUUACAUUGUCAAUAAGGAA